UGCCCGGAGGGAGGAGCUUUGCGCGGAGGGGAAGGGGGCGGAGGGGGACGCGCGGAGCCGCGGGCGUGCUGCGCGUCUCCGCUCGGAGGCUGAGCGGAGGACCCUGAGCGGCCGGUGGGCGUCGGAGAGCCCGAGUCCGACUGAGCUCCGGCGGGACCCGGCACCUCACGCCCCCCCCGAGAGCCGAACCGGAGGGAUUCCUGCCACCGGGGCACCCCCGUGGGUCGGCUGGGUUUGUAGCUGACUACACUGUGCGGUCUCUGCCGGGGAAGAGUUACGCUCCGCGCCUUUGUACAGGAGCCAGCGCCAGCUGGGGCAAGGAAGGAGCCGGGAUGGCCUGGGCUCUGAAGCUGCCGCUAGCUGACGAAGUGAUCGAGUCCGGGCUGGUGCAGGACUUUGAUGCUAGCCUGUCGGGCAUUGGCCAGGAACUGGGUGCCGGUGCUUAUAGUAUGAGUGAUGUCCUUGCAUUGCCCAUUUUUAAGCAAGAAGAGUCAAGUUUGCCUCCUGAUAAUGAGAGCGAGAUCCUGCCUUUUCAAUACGUCCUCUGCGCUGCCACCUCUCCAGCAGUGAAGCUCCACGACGAGACCCUGACAUACCUCAAUCAAGGACAGUCUUAUGAAAUCCGAAUGCUAGACAAUAGAAAACUGGGAGAGCUUCCAGAACUCAAUGGCAAGCUGGUAAAGAGCAUAUUCCGUGUAGUGUUCCACGACAGGAGACUGCAGUACACUGAGCAUCAGCAGCUGGAGGGCUGGAGGUGGAACCGCCCAGGAGACAGGAUUCUCGACAUAGAUAUCCCAAUGUCUGUGGGUGUAAUCGAUCCCAGGGCCAAUCCUACCCAGCUAAACACAGUGGAGUUCCUGUGGGACCCUUCAAAGAGGACAUCUGUGUUUAUUCAGGUGCACUGCAUCAGCACUGAGUUCACGAUGAGGAAGCACGGCGGGGAGAAGGGGGUGCCGUUCCGAGUGCAGAUCGAUACCUUCAAAGAGAACGAGAGCGGAGAGUAUGCGGAGCACCUGCACUCAGCCAGCUGCCAGAUCAAAGUCUUCAAGCCUAAGGGUGCAGACAGAAAACAAAAAAUAGAUAGAGAGAAAAUGGAGAAACGGACACCCCAUGAAAAAGAGAAAUAUCAGCCUUCUUAUGAGACAACCAUACUCACAGAGUGUUCUCCAUGGCCUGAGAUCACCUACGUCAACAAUUCCCCAUCCCCUGGCUUCAACAGCUCCCAUAGCAGUUUCUCUCUUGGGGAAGGAAACGGCUCGCCCAACCACCAGCCAGAGCCACCCCCUCCAGUCACGGAUAACCUCUUGCCAACAACCACGCCUCAGGAAGCCCAGCAGUGGCUGCAUCGAAACCGGUUUUCCACGUUCACGAGGCUUUUCACCAACUUCUCAGGGGCAGAUCUACUGAAACUCACCAGAGACGACGUGAUCCAGAUCUGCGGCCCUGCAGAUGGAAUCAGACUCUUUAACGCAUUAAAAGGCCGGAUGGUGCGUCCAAGGCUAACCAUUUAUGUCUGCCAGGAGUCGUUGCAGUUGAGGGAGCAGCAGCAGCAGCAGCCACAGCCACCUCAGAAGCAGGAGGAUGGAGAUUCAAAUGGUACUUUCUUCGUGUACCAUGCUAUCUAUCUAGAAGAGCUGACAGCUGCUGAAUUAACAGAGAAAAUCGCUCAGCUUUUCAGUAUCUCUCCUCACCAGAUCAGCCAGGUUUACAAGCAGGGACCGACAGGAAUCCACGUGCUCAUCAGCGAUGAGAUGGUUCAGAACUUCCAGGAAGAAGCCUGCUUUGUUCUGGACACAUUGGAAGAGACCAGUGAUAGCUAUCAUGUCAUUCUCAAGUAGGACGAGGCUCCCACAUUCGAUGGCUGCUGCUGCCUUCACCUUUUGAAGGAGACAUGACUGGAGAUUAAAGGUCUUCAGGAACCUGGCACUUCUGAAAGUUUGAGGGGAGGUGUCCAGUGCUGGGUGAGACGGCCCUAACGUGGAGUCCCAGACCCUGUAUUGGCCCCUACUGUAUGACGUCCUCAGAUCACUGGCCAGACAUGGAGUUCAGCAGUUUCCUUAGUUUCUGGCCCCUGUUGAUUCCAGUAAGAAGCCCCAUCAUUAGGAUUUGUAGAGGGCAGAGCAGGAAUGGGAGUCAUGUGAUGUUUUUGGAAAGAUGUUUAAUUUUGUGAUAAAGAGCUCUGACAUUUUCCUAAUACAAAAGUGAACAUCUGUCUUCAUAAAACCAAGUUAUCUGUUUUGUAUCAAGCCUCUUGUCAGCUCUGCUCUGUUCACAGCUAUGAGGGGGAGGAACAGAAUCAAUUGUUACUUUUUUUUUUUUUUUUUUUUUUUUUUUUUGACACAGGGUUCCAUGUUCUUGCCUCUAGCUCCCAAGAGUUGGGAUUACAAGCUCUUGCCAUCUGGUCUGUUUCUGCAGUGCUGGGCUUGAACCCAGAGCCUCACAUGCUAGGCGAGCACUUUCUCCAGCUGAGCUAGCUCCAGCAGGCCCCUUCCCUUUAGUGUUAAGACAGUCUCCAGAUUUCUAAUUUGGUUCACCUGCAAUACCACAACUGAGUGAUUUUGAUUAAUAUGUAUUUGGGUAGAUGAAUGAUAAAUCCCAUGGAUGGAUUAUCUUGUUUUAUCCCCUUAAUAAACCCAAAACAGCUGGGGAAACAGUGACUUGAGGAUGAGGAAACACAGAUGAAGUAGCGGGGCAACUGAUGCCACCAGAUGCCACUCUUUGCUGCCUUUCCUCACCAUUGGUUUGUUCUGGGGCUAUGCUGGAAACUGAUGGACUAGCCGCUGAGGAGGGCGAGCAUACCUGAAUAUAGUGACAGUGAAUCCCCAGAGCAGACAGACAGACACCCAGUGUCACACUAACCUUGGCACAGAGCUGGAGGUGAGAGAGACAAGAGUGUCUGCCCCCAGGUUUCAUUGUUCGUGAAUGGUAUUCUCAAGCUGUAGAAGUACAUGAGCAACUCCACCCUGCUCUUCCCCCACCCCCCUCCCCCGUCUUGUUUUGGCAUAGUGUUUUGUUUUUGUUUUUAAUGUAAGCUUUAUAAAAAAAAAUAUAUUCUUUUCCCA
Molecule: messenger RNA, 3062 nt
Organism: Mastomys coucha (southern multimammate mouse)
Lineage: Eukaryota; Metazoa; Chordata; Mammalia; Rodentia; Muridae
Gene: Tfcp2
Product: transcription factor CP2
Exons: 15
Coding region: 333-1838 (501 amino acids)
Biological process (GO): positive regulation of transcription by RNA polymerase II
Cellular component (GO): nucleus
Molecular function (GO): RNA polymerase II cis-regulatory region sequence-specific DNA binding; DNA-binding transcription activator activity, RNA polymerase II-specific
Source: RefSeq, a predicted model, not a curated record